AAAUGUGACCGGAGAAAUCGAAAAUCGGAAUUGCAUAAAUUGGUAUUCAAUAUGAGCGAUUCGGACAUUGAAAUAGUAGACGAGUUUCUGCCGGAUGAGAAGUAUCUAGAAUGGCGACCUUUACAUCAAGCGUUGAUAACGAACCAGAGUUUACUCAAGAAACAUCCGCAGGAGAAGAGCCGAGAGCAGAGGAAAAAUCUUAUAAAUAGAUAUGUGGACGGUUGGAUUGCUCUCAACUACACGUAUACUUCUCUCAAGAGAGAGAUUAAAGAACACUUCAAGCAAGUUGAACAGCGAACUUCUGCCAAUGACGCUCUGCAGAAGGUUUUGUGGAAAAGGAUUGAAAAACUUAAACAACAGAAGAAAGUUCCGUUAACCAUCUCAUCGAGCCAUCUGAUCGAUAGGAGUUUUGAGCAUUAUAAAAGAAUUUUGGAUCAAGAAGGGAUGUCAGAUGGAUCCACGGAGUACACUCCAGUUGUUGACAGUGUUGAAGCUAAGCCACCCGUACCUAAUUAUGUACCACCUGACAGUAGCUGGCAGUACAGUGGAGCUGUACCCGGGGGGGUUUAUGGACCUGGUGGUGUACAUGGCCAAGUUCAGGAGCCCCUUCCGGGUCCUUCUAGACCCACUCCUCUGUUGACAGGUUUAAGUAUCUUUAUUUUAGAAAUAUCAGUCUCAUUAUUGGCAUUCUAUUAGUCUUUUCGUUUCUUU
Molecule: messenger RNA, 711 nt
Organism: Eurytemora carolleeae
Lineage: Eukaryota; Metazoa; Arthropoda; Copepoda; Calanoida; Temoridae
Exons: 6
Coding region: 52-696 (214 amino acids)
Source: RefSeq, a predicted model, not a curated record